AUGGAAAAUCCUUUGUUAGAUUCAAAUAUAAUUGAUAAAAACAACAGAGAUUAUGUUCUCCUUGCUAAGGUCUCAUAAAAUGAUGAGACUCUUAGGAUCUUGAUUGAUCAGAUGCAGUUAAAGCUUAAAUUUGCUUCAGAGAAUAAAACAUACUUGAAUUGUUCGGCUUGUGAACUAUUAUAUGUUUUAUAAAACCACGAUAAUCUCUAAAUGUCAAUAUUCUACAAAAAGCAACAACAAAAAUAAAAAGAAAAUAGCUCUAAUAAAUGCUAAUAAUGUUAAUAAUUCCUCAACGGAGUGUGUUUCAAAAAGUGUUACAAAUGCAAUUCCAAAUAAAUAAUAUGUUUUUAAAAUGAGGAAUAAAGAUUAAAUUGUCAGAUUUGUUUUUCAGAACUGUGCAAAAGUUGUGAUUCAAACUUAGAAAUUUUUUAAUAAUUUCCAGACAAAUGUACUCAGAAGAAUGUAACUAACUGUCAAAGAUACUUUUACGUUAUAACAAUGAUAAUAAGUAUCAUUCCUCUUUUUGCCAAUAUUCAUAGUCCUAAAUUUCAAGAAAUACAAAUUCUAAUGUUAAUUGCUGGAAUUUCAUUAGUAUAUACUCACGAAAUACAAACCAGUCAUCAUAUUAUUCUUUUACUAAGUAUUCCUUAUCGUAUACUUGGUUAAAGUCUUUAUGAUAUUAAUAAAUUUUGUAGUUGA
Paramecium tetraurelia is the source of this 699-nucleotide messenger RNA. RefSeq lists its product as uncharacterized. NCBI's taxonomy places the organism in Eukaryota, Ciliophora, Oligohymenophorea, Peniculida, Parameciidae. The record is from RefSeq and is a predicted model, not a curated record. The transcript has a single exon.